Messenger RNA from Schistocerca gregaria, 1004 nucleotides. Its product is annotated as cuticle protein 18.7-like. The transcript has 2 exons. Bases 76 to 858 code for a protein of 260 amino acids. The record is from RefSeq and is a predicted model, not a curated record. NCBI's taxonomy places the organism in Eukaryota, Metazoa, Arthropoda, Insecta, Orthoptera, Acrididae.
CCCAUCUCGACUAUAUAAGCCGGCCACUUCUCCACCUGAGGCACGCAGUCCACAGAGGAGUAUUCCAGCUGCAACAUGAAGUUCCUGGUGGUACUGAGCGCCGUGGUAGCGGCAGCACUGGCUCGUCCCGGAUACCUGGGAACGGGCUUAGCGGGCCUGCUCGCCAAUGGCAUCGGAGCUCCAGCGCUGGCGGCACCUGGCAUUGUGGCGCCAGGCCUCAUCGGAGGGGGCGGAGCAGCCUACCUGGGAGCGGGGGCGGCCCUGCUGGGAGCGGGAGGCGCGCCCGUGGGUGGCCCGGCCAACAUCGUCAUCGGACCCGACGGAGUUCCCGCGGACACCCCUGAGGUGGCCGCCGCCAAGGCCAGCCAUGCGUCGGCCGUCGCUCAGACGCAGGCGCGAGACGCCGCACAAGCCGCCGCCGACGCCGCAGCGGGCAUCUACGCCGGAGCCGGCGUCGGUGCUGGUUUGGGCGCCGGAGGCGGCGCUCCGGGCGCCGGUCUGGCCCUGUACGGCCCGGCCAACAUCGUGAUCGGCCCCGGCGGCGUGCCGCUCGACACCCCCGAGGUGGCGUCCGCCAAGGCGGCCCACGCUAGCGCGGUGGCGCAGACGCAGGCCCGCGACGCCGCCCAGGCCGCCGCCGACGCCGCCUCCGGCGCUGCGUUCACUGGUGCCGGGUUCGCGGGGGCGGGUCUGGCCGCUGCAGUUCCUUCUGCGGGUCUGGCGCGCUAUGGCCCGGCCAACAUCGUGAUCGGGCCUGGUGGAGUGCCCCUGGACACCCCUGAGGUGGCAGCCGGGAAGGUGGCCGACGCCGUCGCUCACCUGCACGCCAAGGCCCGUCUGGGACUCAUCGCAGGCUGAGAGAAACUCUGGUUCCACGACCGAAAGUUCCCCUGUAUUUUGCUCAAGACGACCGGCCACUCAGUACGCAUGUUGUAUAUAAUAAUUUAUAAUUUUUCUACAAUGUGAUGUAAACUCUUUGCAAUAAACAGAGUAAUCUCUGGAAA